Molecule: messenger RNA, 4232 nt
Organism: Danaus plexippus (monarch butterfly)
Lineage: Eukaryota; Metazoa; Arthropoda; Insecta; Lepidoptera; Nymphalidae
Product: synaptogenesis protein syg-2-like
Exons: 14
Coding region: 1-2073 (690 amino acids)
Molecular function (GO): protein binding
Source: RefSeq, a predicted model, not a curated record
AUGUGUCAUGACCUCACUUCACACUUUGAAUAUAAAGCUCUAAGUAGAGCAGAAGAAGAACUUCCAGAAAAACCAAAAAUAUUUGAUGAAAAGGAUAAAGAGGUUAUAGGAACGGCCGGACCAUACGUAGAAGAUUCCAGUCUCAAGCUCACCUGUGUUGUAAGUGGAGGUAGACCAAUGCCACGCAUACGAUGGUGGAAAGAGGACAAAGUUAUCGCUAAACUGGAUCCAGUCGAGGAUGAGACACGGCUCAGUCUCCUGGAACUAAGGAUUCCCUCUCUAAAGAGGGAUCACUUCGAAGCGGUUUACAGUUGUACAGCGGAUAAUAAUGCGAUAGUGCCACCUUUACGAGUCAACGUGCAAAUACAAUUGUACCUGAGGCCAUUAUCAGUCGAAAUCUUGGAAAGAGAGCAACCUUUGUCUGUGGGCCAAGAAACGGAUAUCGCUUGUAAAGCAGUUGGUGCUAGACCACCUGCAACCAUCACUUGGUGGCUUGGUGAUAAAAAGAUGGUUGUGAAUACUCCACAAACGAACUCGGAAGACCGUAAUGAGACGAUAUCGUUCCUACGGUGGACUCCGCGAAUGGAAAACGACGGCGGAGUACUCAUCUGCAGGGCAUCCCAUCCAAAACUAGAACACGCCACUUUGGAAACUACUAUGACACUUGAUUUGCACUAUGUUCCCAUAGUUGAACUACAAUUAGGUUCAAAAUUGAACCCUAAUGAUAUUGAAGAGGGCGAUGAUGUUUACUUCGAAUGCAUAGUGCGGGCAAAUCCACCGUCUUACAAAGUUGUUUGGGAGCACAAUGGUCAGGUAAUGACACACAACCAACGUGCUGGAGUAAUAGCUGGGUCGGCGCACCUCGCUCUACAGGGAGUGUCGCGGGAUCAGGCCGGCCAGUAUGUCUGCGUUGCUAGCAACGUGGAAGGCGAUGGACGAUCACUUCCUGUGUCUCUGCAAGUUAUUUAUAAACCUAUAUGCAAGAACACCGUGACAGCAAUAGUAGGAGCAGCUAUCAAUGAAGCAGCUAGAGUCGCUUGUGAAGUCGACGCUUUCCCACUACCGAAGAACUUUCAAUGGACACUCAAUAACACGUUGGGAACUACUGAGUUAGAUGCGGGAAAGUUCACGAUAGAAAAAUCGGGUCGAUCAAUUCUCACGUACAUACCAACUUCUGACAUGGACUAUGGGUCGUUGGCCUGUCGAGCUACAAACUUGGCUGGACAACAAAUAGAGCCUUGCAGAUACACCCUGCUACCGGCCGUCAAGCCUGACCCGCCUGGCAACUGUUCGACCUUGAACUUGACUGAUGACUCAGCCGAAAUAAAAUGUGUUGCUGGCUAUGAUGGAGGUCUCCAAACUACGUAUUUUGUGGAGGCAUGGGAAGUGGAUGAAUUAAUAGCAAAUGUGUCAACAAUACUUCCCGUUUGGAAGUUACAAGGGCUUGGAUCUGGGAAGGCAUUACAACUCGUGUUUUAUGCUAGCAAUGCGAGGGGGAGAUCUGAAAUAACAACGCUUAGAAUACACACGUUGUCAAGAUUAGCUUUACAUACAGAAGCGAAGAAUAAUUAUAUGAUAAUUGACACAAACUGGGCCCUGGGUAUUGUAGCGGGUGCUUUGGGUACGCUUGCUGCUGUUGCUGUAAUUGCCGUCUUAGCUCGAAGGCGACAGAGGCCUAUGGAAUAUGAUGUUCCAUUACAAACUAUGAAAGCGUCUAAGGGUGCAAUGCAUAGUUCCAACAAUUCCCCUAUACAAGACGACAAGAACCCAGACGUAGUACCUCUUGGAAAAGACUUCAACUGUACAAGGGAUUCUGAGCUCCCUCCGGAACCGCCGCCUUACGGGAUAGCCCUAUCGAAUAUUCAACCGGUGGGUGCGUCCAAAAGCGCGCACAGUCUCCACGAUCGAGCGAACACGCCGCAUACUCUUAAUACGCCUGGAUCCGAUGGACAGAGCAUCAGUACACUGACUGAGGAUCGGAGGAGUUUGACGAGUGGAACACUAUCGCGGAGGAGAGAGGUCGUCACGACUAGGACCACACUCUUAACCAACGCCAGAGAGAGUUGUGUGUAAGAUAGUAUAAAUUGUCUUUCAUAUUGAAGGAAACAUAAAUAUUUCUAUGUGUAAAUGUUAUUUUUGUACAGUCAAGUGUUUGUGUAACUUUUGUUAACAAUAUAGAAGGUUAUAAUUAAGUAGUAAAUGUUUUGAUAUCUUUAAUUUCGACAACUAUAUGGUUGGGCCUUUUACUGAUUUCAGUUAUGAAAAAAGUGAUGUUUGAAAUGUCACUACCUACACUUAUUAAUAUAUAAGGUAUUUUUUUUCUACAUCUAAUAAAAAUGAUAUUAAAACCAUAAAAGCUAUUAAUAUAUUCAGUAAUUCAUACUUUCAGAAAAGAGGGGAACUUUCCUUUAAUAUACAUUUAUUACAUUUUUAAUGAUCUGAGGUCUUGUGACUUUCGUGCUUUAUUCUUGAGGCUAUCUAAGUAAAAAUCGGCUUAGGAAUUUAAUGAACUGAAAUCGUUUUUAUCAUAUUGUCAGAUGGUAUUAUGUUUUCCCCUUUUAACCAUAGAAUUCUCUUAUAAUAUUAUUAAUUAAGUACAAAAACAAAAAGAAAACAAAUUUGGACUUAAUAAAACAUGUACCGAAGUUAUAUUAAGUUAAAUGAGAAAAGUUUUGUUAUUUACGAUUUUUCAUGAUAUAGAAUUAUCGAUUCUAACAAUCUGAUUGUGUAAAUAAAGCGAAGGUAAAAGUGAGCAGGAUAAAAAAAAGUUGCAUUUUAAAAGUUUUAAUCAAAAUUUUACUUGAACUUUUUCCAUCUUUUUUAGACGGAUAGUUGAAAAUUGUAAAACAGUUGCUCAAAGCGUUUGUAAUUCUUUGAGCAAUAAAGAAAAGGCUUCUACAAAGGUUGGACGGCAUGCGCCAGUUUGGAUUCAAAUAACAAAAAAUUAAAUUGAAUCCAUCCAUAUACAAUCUAAACUAGGGUUAAAGAAAUGCAAUACAUCGAUGAACAUUGAGUACAUAAAGCUUAGAACCGAUUAUAUAACGAUACUCUUUAUGAAAAAUAAUUUACUAUACAGUGUUUACGUAUUUACAAUCAAUAAAGUACCUCUAGGUUUGUAAAGUUAUAUUCGAUAUUUUCUCUACCUUUAAUUUUAUAACCCAUUCGAUAUUUCAAAUAAAAGGCAUUUCAUUUUUAUCAUUCAAUAAAUAAAAACCGACCAACCGACUAAAAAAAAUUUUCAAUAAACCCUUAAAUUUAUGCAGUGGAAAAAAUGGGGCUCUAGUUCUAAAAAUUUUAUUUCAAAAUGUCAAGAGCACUUGCAUCGUUGCUGCGGACAACGGGCUUGAAGCGCAGGACGUGAAUAAAACAUGUCGUCGCAGUGACGCGACGGUUUUAAACUCACUUGUUUCCUAUGCAUGCUUCCUUUGUUUGUUCUUGCUCAAAUAAUCUAGAUAUAUCAUUUAUUCCUAAACUAAUAACGUUUAUGUUAAUUACUUCAUCAACAUAACAUAAAUAAGAGUAUGUCAUUAUUUGAUUGUAAGAGUAACAUGUAUGACAUGUUUUUCUUGUAGAUAUUCGUUUUAAUUUGAUCCAUUAUGAUCCAGCUACCUACCUACUAUAGAUUUUAAAUUCAAUGUGAAACUGUAAAUAAAUCAUAAAUUGUAAGAAUAAAAAAAAACAAAUAAAAGUUUUCGAUCAGAUCAGAUUUAUGAGUGACAAAACUUGAUCCAAAAGCAAGAUUUCAAUAUUUGAUAAUAUUGAAAAUUACGUGUAUACUUUGUACUUUAGAUCGUUAUCGAUUCCACCUUUAUAUUUCGUAUGUAAUAAAGAAGAUAGUUACUAAGAAAUUCUCUUUAAGACUGUUGUUAAGGAAUAGUGUUUCCUUCAACAUAGAGAUUGUAAACAUGUACCUAAUUUUGUAAAAAUAGUAAAUAAUAGAUAAAUAUUCUCAAUUCUAAAAAUAAAUUGUCAGGUUAUUAAAGUUGUGCCCAUUUGUAUUAUAAUGAAUACUAUGAUGAGGAAAACAUGACUAAUACAAAAGAAAUUGAAAUAAAAUAAUCAUAUUUUUUAUUUUAUAAUACCGAAGUCGUGAUUCGGAAAAGAAACAGACAAUAAAGAUAUAUAUAAAAAAAUAAUGAUUUCCGUUAUAUUUCUUUGUAUAUAAAACAUAUUUUCUGUUGUUUAAAAAAUUUAAAAUAAAUUAUAUAAUUUUGAAAUUAAAAAAAAAACCU